Messenger RNA from Suricata suricatta (meerkat), 888 nucleotides. It is a transcript of the gene PLEKHB2, whose product is annotated as pleckstrin homology domain containing B2. Bases 126 to 791 code for a protein of 221 amino acids. Gene Ontology annotation, cellular component: membrane. The record is from RefSeq and is a predicted model, not a curated record. Gene Ontology annotation, biological process: regulation of cell differentiation. NCBI's taxonomy places the organism in Eukaryota, Metazoa, Chordata, Mammalia, Carnivora, Herpestidae. The transcript is spliced from 8 exons.
GUUGGACGGCGGCCAGGACGCAGGCGUGAGGCACUUGCAGCCGAAGAGCCUUGGCGGCGUCCUUGCGUUCCGCCGUCCUGCUUUGGUGCUCCGCGGCGGCCGCCCGGUAGCUUUCAGGUGGAAAGAUGGCGUUUGUGAAGAGUGGAUGGUUGCUACGACAAAGUACUAUUUUGAAGCGUUGGAAGAAGAAUUGGUUUGACCUGUGGUCAGAUGGUCACCUGAUCUAUUAUGAUGACCAGACUCGGCAGAGUGUUGAGGAUAAGGUUCACAUGCCAGUGGACUGCAUCAACAUCCGCAUGGGGCAUGAGUGUCGGGAUAUUCAGCCUCCAGAUGGGAAGCCAAAAGACUGUAUGCUGCAGAUUGUUUGCCGAGAUGGGAAAACUAUCAGUCUUUGUGCAGAAAGCACAGAUGAUUGUUUGGCCUGGAAAUUUACACUCCAGGAUUCCAGGACGAACACAGCUUACGUUGGCUCAGAAAUCCUGUAUGAUGAGACAGCUGUGGCUUCUCCUCCUCCUUACACAGCCUAUGCCACACCACCCCCUGAGCAGACAUAUGGCUAUGGUCCAUACAGUGGUGCAUACCCUCCAGGAACUCAAGUUGUCUAUGCUGCGAAUGGACAGGCUUAUGCUGUACCCUACCAGUACCCAUAUGCAGGACUUUAUGGACAACAGCCUGCCAACCAAGUCAUCAUUCGGGAGCGGUAUCGAGACAGUGACAGUGAUCUGGCCCUGGGCAUGCUGGCCGGAGCAGCCACCGGCAUGGCCUUAGGGUCUCUGUUCUGGGUCUUCUAGAGUCCUUCAGAUCUGGACGUGCAUAGCUUCUGAUACUUUGUGUGCAAUAAUAUGAUUUGCAGGGCAUUUCUGUUGGUGAUAAAUGUUUUUAAUAAUA